Molecule: messenger RNA, 1242 nt
Organism: Fomitiporia mediterranea MF3/22
Lineage: Eukaryota; Fungi; Basidiomycota; Agaricomycetes; Hymenochaetales; Hymenochaetaceae
Exons: 7
Coding region: 142-354 (70 amino acids)
Source: RefSeq, a predicted model, not a curated record
AGUAAGUGUACUGUUAACGAAGAAAGAUUCCGGUUUCGCUGGGUACGACACCAGGUUCGCAAUAUUCUCGAGCUCUCCCAGAGGGCAACCUGCAAGCGGGCCCAUCGCAGGUACAUACUGGGAUCGGAGAUUCCAGUAUCCAUGCUCGUACAAACAGCUCCAGGUGAAUACCCAUUUACUGUAAUUCCAUACCUCUUCAACUCGAUGCAGGCAGUCUGCACGAUUCACCGCACAGCGAUUUUAAAUACCGAAUACGCAACCAAAUUCUGCGAUGUUUGUUUCCCACUUCAGAAUUUGCAGCGAUCAAUCUUCCGCCCCGACCUUGCUUUGUCAUCUGUAACGCGGCAUACUUGAAGCACAAGAAGGUACCACGUGCAUUGACCUCAAGGAUGUUGUCAUAACUUUCAACGCUUGAAUGUCCACACUUCCUAGCUCCUGCACGGUCUUCUCAAUGAUAGCGAUCACGUCUGCCUCUGAGGACACGUCUCCUGGAGCACUAAUUGCACGCCGCCCUUUCUUGUGCAAGUCUUCGACAACAGUUUGAUCUGAUCUUGCUUCAAAGCAAGAUCAUUAACAGCCACGUCGAUGCCAUCAUCAGCGAGUCUGUGAGUAAUGGCACAUCCAAUAGCCUGUGCGGCACCAGGAACAAUUGCAACACGUGGAGUAUAGUCACUGAACGGAGUAACUAGUGCAUGAUCGUCUUGAAUGGAGCGGUUCAAUCUUGAGCUUGCAAUAGAGAAAGGUGGGGAAAAACAAAGGUGAAGUCAACGAAGCAGUUCCACGAGCCGAGAUAAAUAUCAAGGAAGAUCGAGGGAACCGUGUAGCCGUCAGCAUCAUGUCAUGAUACAUAGACCUGGAUGAUAAGAUUGAACGAGAACCAUAUUUAAGGUCUUAAAUGACGCUGAAGGCACGCACGAUCAGAUCGAAUACGCUAGUUUUCCGCAUAUCAGCGCAUUAAUAGAUAUGAGGAAAGUUUAUGGAUCCGUGUUGUCCUGACAAUACACGCAACUAUGCGAAUGGAAUUCGGAGAUUUGUUUUGUCCAUUGCUGCAUUCGUUCACCUAUUCACCGGAGGGCGCGCACUGCGCCAUAAUCCAGGACCGUGACUGGAAACCUUGACCCCAACAAUCAAGGAAUGGCUUAUCCAAGUCCAAUGGUGAGAAAUUAAGCCACAGUCAGCAGAGCAUAUAUUCACGUAAAUCCGAUUCUACGGAAGAGUGUAUCAACAGCACCUGCGAUUUCG